GAGGCUCAAUUCAAAUUAGCGAUUUAUGCCAGAGUCGAAGUUCCAACUUCUUUCCGUCACUAACAUACGUACUAUAUAACAUACGUUCAACCCCACACAAAGCAUUCAACAACAAUUUCGUCCUUGUAUUAUCGGGAUUCUUCCCAGAUGCGCCGCACAUCCAUCGUCGCAUAUUCCUAGAGCAUCAUUCAAUGUAAUUCAUAAUUCGGUUAGAAGAGCGACGUUUUGUCAAUCAUCUUCCUGCUCGUCGCGCGCGCAUCUCAAAUUGUUAAGCAAAUCUACACGUCGAAACUACGUCGCGAUCAAUGUCCAUAGCAAAAGAGAACUUGGCCAUACUCUUAGUCCCUAGCCGCUACUGAUUGAGCGUCAUUUGGUCGCUUCGUAGCGCGCAGGGCCCUAUAUCAACUAUGGCUCCAGUCGUCGCUGCCGUUGCUCCUCCACCGCCGACCCCCAAGAUUAAACGUCCACCGCCGCCCGGUAUCCAGACAAAUGGCGUAUCUUCAUUGCAAUCUUCUCCGUCUCCAAAUAUGACUGCUAAGCGUCCUCCACCUGCCGUGGCCAAACAGCAGCAACAGCAACAUGCAUCGAACUCAUCCGCAACAAACGGCACUAACGGGACUGCUCAUCGACCCGGCGUAGCCCGUUCGAGACGCGAUACAUCUAAUCAGGUUCCAGGACGUAAUCAGAGGAAUAAUGCGUCUCUGAGGUCAGCUACAUUGGCUCCCGACACGUCGUUACAUAGAUCGUUUGAGCCGCGUCCAGAUGUUGUCACCGAUUCCUAUAUUCUAAAGAAAUAUGCCGGGCACCCCCCGUCGCUGAUCGUGCAUCUAUAUCCCAAUCAUUUUCGAUUCGAUAUGCAAGAUAGCGUUUUUUCGUACAAGUCUCCGAUGAGGGCCUUUUUAGAUCACGUCAGAAACCGAACAGUACCACACGACAUGUUACAGGAUCUUAACGAAGCCGGCGUUGCUUUUUACGAGGGUUGCCUAAUCGUACAAGUACAUGACCAUAAGACUGCUGCGCAGGCUAAGGACGUUGCGCGUCCUGCCUCUAAAUCUACCUCAGAGAAGCCCUCCUCGAUCCAUAACUAUAACCCUUAUAUUACGCCCUCUCCCUACGUCCCAUUUCCCAAGGACAGCGCCGAAAAUGGCCUUCAAGAAGGCGACGUAAAGCCCGCGCAUAACGAUUCUAACGAUAAAGAGAACAUGCCGGCCCCACCUGCUCCUACUACUGAUGGGCAGAAAGCUAAGGCACAGGCGGAAGUUAAAAUCUUUACAGUCGUCCUUCAUCCAACCCCGCAGAGUUUACACAUGGACUUGAUGAUUAAAGCGUGUACGCCACGUGGAUCUGGUGAUGCGAAGGCCGGUGGGGAUUCUAAUGGCGUACCGCCCACCCCGAUAUCUGCUGUGCCUCCAACUCCAACUGCAGCGAAUAUGCCACCGCCGGCUAAGAAAGUAAAACGAGAAAAGAUGGAACUGGAUGGGAGCAAUAUAUAUGCGGCUGAGGCACAGAUCCUACUCGCGACCUCGGCUCCGCUAAACUUAGACGUACCCAAAAAUAGAGAGGAUGCCGUCGCGCUCCUGCUCAAGCGCAUGGCUGAUCCGAAACACUCGGAGCCUCCGCCUGAGCCAAAGGCUCGGAAACGGACUGUAGCUGAAAGGGCCGCUGACGAGGCCCUGGCUGCAGAGCAAGAGAAAUAUAUGCUUACAUACGAUGAGCGCCGCUCCGCUAAUACUGGCGGUGCCCAGACUGGUGCUGAUGGUGCCGAUGGUGACGGUCAAUCUGGUGCAGCCACUUUUGAGCCUCGCUUCGAGAGAUUCAAGGUUCUUGCAGAUAUCAAGAGUGCGCAUAAGGCGAAGAAAGAACAGGAGAAGAUUCAGCAGGCAGAAAAUGAGCGCAAACUUCAAAUCCAGAAGCAGGAACAGGCCGCAUUACUACAACGGCAGCAAGCCGAACAAGAAAAGUCACGCCGCGAGGAAGCUCAGCGGCAAGCGCAGAUACGGCAGCAGCAGCAGCAGGAAGCACAGCGACGUGCUAUAGCCCAGCAGCAGGCCCAAGCCCAACAGGCCCAAGCUCAGGUUCAAGCACAACAGGCACAACAGGCUCAGGCUCAGGCACAGGCACAGGCUCAGGCUCAGGCCGCACAAUCGCCUCCAAACGCGCAAUUAAACCAAAUACCACAAUCGUCUCACGGACACCCUGUGCAAAACGGGCUUGCUAACGGUGUCAUGUCGGCUCAGGCUCCUCACAGGUUCCCACAGCAGGUCUCACAAGCGCCUGUCUCAUCUCCGGUCGUUCGCCAGAACACACCGCAAAACAUGUCGAGCCCUAUGGUUGGAAAUGCGCCGAUGCAACAGACUAAUUCGGGUAUGGGCGCCAGUCCUCAAAGGCCGUCCUCUGUCGUGCAGAGCCACGGGCCAAUGUCUGCACCCAUGGCAGUUAGCAUGUCUGCAAGGGGUAGUCAGCAAAGUCAUCCCUCGAACACGCCUCGUAUGCCGAGCGCGACACCACAAAUGUCGCACGCUACCCCGAUCAAUCGACCGAUGCCCACGCCCCGGAUGAGCCAAGCCAGUUCACCCCCGGGCAUGAUGGCCCAGAAUUCACAUAUGGGUCAAAUGCUUAUGGGCAAUCAGAAUAUGGGCCAGCCUAUACCUAACCAGAUGAUGGUAGCUCAAAUACAGCAGCAGCAGCGUCAACAGAUUGCUCAACAGCAACAGCUACAAGCUAUGCAGAAUGGGAUGAUGAAUAGGCAGAAUCCAGCAAUGCAUAACCAAAUGUUACAGAAUCAAUAUAUGCGCCAGCAGAUGAUGAACAUGAGCAUGCAAAAUCCCAAUAUGCUGAGUGCUGCCCAGCAGGCACAGCUUCAUCGAUACCAGCAGCAGAUGAGCAGCAUGCAGCAGCAGCAGCAGCAGCAGCAGCAGCAACAGCAUCCACAAAUGCAAGGGCAGAUGCCCACCCAGCAAAUGGGCAACCAGAAUUUUAUGAACACUGGCAACGGAAUGAACCCCGCUCAGAUAGCUGCCAUGCAGCAGAUGCAGCAGCAGAUGCAACAGCAACAGCAACAGCAACAAGGUCAGCACCCGGGAAAUGGACAGAACCCUUUCGCGAUACAGAUACGGCAGAGGCAGCAGCAAUUCUACCGCGCGCAUUUCGCACAGUGGGCAGAACGGUUUGGCGGCCCCCAGAGCGUACCGCCCGACCUUCACGAGCAGUUCAAACAGAACUGCUUGAGGAAAGCCCAAGAGUCGUUACAGCGUGAUAUUGCUCAACGGCGGCAGCAAAUGACUCAAAACAUGCAGAAUGGCAUGCAGAACGGGAUGCAGAACGGAAUGCCGAACGGGAUGCCGAAUGGGAUGCAAGGUGGUAUGCAAAACGGGAUGAAUGGGAUGAACGGAAUGAUGUAAUAAGGGACGGUGGCCGAGAUACAUAGUAGAAAUGUUGUGAUCUCAACCACGUCUGCGUUGGAAUUGUACAAACAAAGGGGCUCGGGGUAGCAUCAGAUGGGGUGCCAUUUAUACGUGCGACUUAUAUGGCGUUCAUAGGAGUAAUGGGGGCGUACAAGGCUACAAAGCCGUAGCAUUAUCGGGGUAUCCCCUCGGACCAGGCGGGUCAGGUUUAUUUCUAUUAUACCCAUUUCGCUAGUUUGCUACGGGAUCACGAACAACAGAACAUGUUGGAUGGAAGGGAUCCUUUAAAUAAGAAUCGUAGAAUCAAAAUUUGUAUUGACCUUCAA
This is a messenger RNA of Daldinia vernicosa, 3730 nucleotides long. Its product is annotated as Spt20 family-domain-containing protein. Gene Ontology annotation, cellular component: SAGA complex. Gene Ontology annotation, molecular function: transcription coregulator activity. The record is from RefSeq and is a predicted model, not a curated record. Gene Ontology annotation, biological process: regulation of transcription by RNA polymerase II. NCBI's taxonomy places the organism in Eukaryota, Fungi, Ascomycota, Sordariomycetes, Xylariales, Hypoxylaceae. The annotation marks the transcript as partial. The transcript is spliced from 2 exons.